AUGUUGUCGCUGGGAGGAUCGAUCGCUGGGAGACGAGGGCGAGGGAGCUACGAGAAAUGGCAGCGGGUGAGUAAGCAAGGAGUGGUCGACGUUGAAGCGGAGGAAUCUAUUUCCUGCUUUCGUGAUGGCGCGGGCUUGGUCGGGUAUACGAUCCUACCAGAGAAGCACCCGGUUGAGGAAUUGGAGCGGGAUGCGAGGAGCGAUGAGGCUGGGAGUGCUCGAGCUAGGAUUUUGGACGUGAAGGGGAACACCCAUCAUAGCAUGGUGGGUGUAGAAGAUAGUCGCUCAGUCAUGUCGACUUGGCGGGAUACCGCCGUUGCACACCCAGGGAUGAUUGCGAGGAGAGAGUCGGAGGUGCCGAUUCAAGAGACGGACAUCGUGUCUAGAAAGCGAUAA
Molecule: messenger RNA, 396 nt
Organism: Coprinopsis cinerea okayama7#130
Lineage: Eukaryota; Fungi; Basidiomycota; Agaricomycetes; Agaricales; Psathyrellaceae
Exons: 1
Coding region: 1-396 (131 amino acids)
Source: RefSeq, a predicted model, not a curated record